This is a messenger RNA of Xyrichtys novacula (pearly razorfish), 7935 nucleotides long. Lineage: Eukaryota; Metazoa; Chordata; Actinopteri; Labriformes; Labridae. The record is from the annotation of a GenBank genome assembly.
GCCCCCUUAAAACAGAUGGAACAAACUGGAAGCCAUCUUGAAAAUAAAAUAAAAACUCGUAGAAGGACCUGAGAAUUUGGGACUUUUACUGCGAAAAGGUGUGAGAAGAAGUGACGUACCGUGUCACGGUGUUGUUGACAGAAGUAUACGCGUGUGUCUGUAUGUCUGUAUGUGUGUCUGCGUGUAGGGGGGACUGUUUCGAAGAUAGCCUCAUGGAUAGUUCAACGCUGACACUUUUUAACGAUGUUAGCACCGACUCAGGCUGUUCGCUAACCGGAAUCCAUGACCGGACCAGCGCGUGACAAGGUGAGAGCGUGACGAACAGAGAGUAGACUUUGACCGAGAAGAGGACACCUGUACACCGGCAAGGAACAGGUAAAUCCAGCUCUCCAGGUGAUGUUUAGUGUGUUUGAACGGAGCGAACCGAAUCUGAACCCGUCUUCACUGAAUCCAGAUCAGAUCAGAACCGAACCACCUGAAGUCAGUAACGUGUUUAUGAUCAGUUAACCUAACUGGAGAUCAAUAACCUGUUUAUAAUCUUUAAAAUUUAUCAACUUGUUUAUUAUCUAUGAACGUAGUCUACCCUUGACAUUUGUUUUUAACAUUUUGCCCUAAAGAAAAAUAAAUUAUGGUUAAAAAAUAUGAGAAAUUACAACAAUAAUAGACUAAAAAUGAUGUUUAUACUGUAAUUUGAAUUUAUUGAAGGACAGCCCCUUGAGCUGUAGCAUCUCAUUUUCAAAGGAGUCCCUAAACAAACAAACAUACAUAGAACUCAGGACACAUUACAAUACAUUAACAUAACAAAUACAGACAUCUUGCUCACCCUACUCCCACAUACAACCCCAACCAACAUACGCCUAACAUACAAAGUAGAUAAAGCUUCUUGAGAACAUAAAUGCAAAAAUGUAAAGAAAAUAAAUCAGAAACAUGCCAACUUCUUUGAAUAUUCGAGGAACAAAGAUAAAUAGGAAGUUCAUGUGUCUAAGAAAGUAUGGGGAGUUGUUUCUUAAUGGUGGUAUUGGUGUAAUUUUUCCCUUCACUUUCUUUUGUAUGAAAAUUAUUUGGUCUAGGAAUGUUUUGUUUUCUGUCUCUUUCUAUAACAAACUGUCAAAAUAAGACAUACAGUUGAACUGUAGUGGAAGAGAAAUUCAACCCCCCUUACUGCGAAAAAAAGGAGGAAAAUAAGGGCGGGUUUAUGUUUCAUGUAUUUGCACAUUUUUACAAGUCAAAAUCCAUUAUGCAUCUGCUGUGUUCAGCACGUCCUCUAUAUCUGAAGAGAAUCACUGCUGGGUUAAUUUUUCUGGAUCAACAGUGGUGGGAUUACGAGGGGAGUGUCUUUUAAAUUAAACAGCAAACCACUUCAAAAUGACCUGAUUUACUGAUAGAUGGUUUAUUUUUUUCAAUUGAAUGUCUCAUCAGGGCUCAAAAAUGAAGUUUUCCCUCAUUACUAUGAUUAUUUAUUUUUACAGUGUGGCUGGUAUGACAGGGUUGUAUCCAUCGUCACCGACAGCAGAGGGAAGAUGAUCAGUGUGUUUGUGUUCCUGUCUCUGACUCAGCUGCUGACCUCAGGUGAGUGAUCACAGGUGAAUCAAACAGUUCAGGUACUAACAUGCACACGACCUGCAAUGCUUACCUGUCAGGCAUGUUUCCAGUCUAAGUAUUGUACUUACCUUUGCUGAUUCCUCUUUACAGCGCUGGUCUCUCUCCCUGCUCCAAUCAACCUAUCCAUGGACUCGAAGAACUUCCGGCACAUUCUCAGCUGGGACCCUGGACCUCAGACCCCUGAAGGGACCCAGUAUGAGGUUUAUAAAAGGUCAAAACCCUGCAGCGAUCUCUGCUGUCACUCUCUGUCUCAGACCACAUCAAAAGCUUUGAUAGAUCUACAUUGGACUUUACAAAGAUGUGUAAUAAAUGGAAAAAAUAAACUACAGUAAUAUUAAUUAAUCUAUUUUAAAGAUUAAUUGACCGUCAGGCUCAUUGCUGUGAGAGAAGCAGUAGGAAAAACCAAUAAAACAGUCUGAAAACGUAUGCACUGUUAGAUUAAUAUGAAUGGUCAAUAAGGGUUAUAUUUGAGUAUAUUAAAUAGAAUUAUUAAUGCGUGUAGCUGUGUCCGCGUCGUGGGAAUGAUCUUGUACAAAUGUUUUAGCCUCUUCAUGUGAAAAAAUACAUUUAUGUUUAAACAGGGGAAACAGGAAACAAAGAGAGGAAGUGUUGAACGUCUCCAGCUGGACUCAAACCGCUGACUUUGUGGUUUAUAGCUGCUGUCAACCCACCGCCACGUUUCCAGAGAAAUAGAGAUACGAAAAAAGCUGGUGGUAGAGUGAUCUUGACAAUGUGUUAGAAAGCAUGCGAAAGAGAGUCUGAGAGUGUGUGUGACUAAGUGUCCAUAAUCAGUCUUAAUGAAAGUUGGACUCCACAGAGUUACUUAUUGAUUGAAAUUCGUGUAAAGUCAAAUCUGACCAUUCAUAUUAUCUAUUAAUACAGAAGCACAGAAAUAUACAAACACUGUUAAAGCUCAACUUAAACAUUUGACUUAAAAUAAAGAGCUUUUGUUAUAGCUGGAGGAUAUAGAAACAUAAAUUAAAAUCUUGUUGUUGGAAUCCUAAAAUUGCUCGGGGUUUUAGAGCUUGUAGCUGCCACUAAAAUAUGAUUUCUCUCAGCUCAGGGCCCACAUACCAGACUGAAAUCAGCAGGAGGAAUAAGUUUUCACUUAACUUUGAAAGUUUUCUGCUGGGUUUUAUUCCCAUUUUUUGUUUUUCAUGAGGUUUUAAGCUUGUCUAUCCAAAAAAACAAACUUUAUGAUCUUCAAUUUUUAACAAACCAAUCUAUCUAAUCUAUCUAUCCCAGAUCAUUAACGUGUCAAGGGUUAAAAUUUGCUUUUAUAAGUUCCAGGAACUGCACUGAGAUUUGUUUGUUGGUGGUUGAGUUUAAUGUUGAGUUUUUGUUGUUGAUUUGUUCGCAGUGUAAACUCGAGGGGAUGGAGACUCAUUCAGAAGACCUCUAUGACAUUACUGAAGGUGGAGCUGAACAUCCAAAAAGAGUACGAUCUUGCUGUGAAGGCCGUCUACAACCUCACCACUUCCGAAAUGUCUAAAAACCUCACCUUCAAGGCACUGACUGACAGUAAGAGCAGAUACACUACACAUUAUCUACACACUAUUACCCUACUAGGUUGAGUCUUGAAUACUCCAAGUGUAUAAACACCUGAGCCUAUCGCAGUUUGAGUCUGUAUUAGUCUAAGAGUUGAAAUUUAUGGUGUUAUUACAAAGAGCUCCUUCAAGUCUGAGUCAGCCCUCAUGAUAAGCUCUGUUAAAAAAAGAAAGUUUUGAUCCUGAUCCUGAAGUAGAGGGCGUAUCUGCCCUUCUGUCUCUGGUAGAGAAAGUAGGUCUGUUAGCUGAAAAGCUGCUUCUCCCAGACUGCUUUUUGUAACAUUAUGCUCUGUCAGCAAACCUGUAUACCAGGACCGUGAUAUAUCAGAGGGGUUGUUUUAUAACCCAUGAGCUCUUAAAGUUCAUAGGAUGAUGUCUGAUCAUGAAGAGCUUUGAAAGUUAGAUGAAGGUUUAUAAAUUCUGUCCCAGAUUCACAACAGCUCAACGUGCUGUAUUUGAGAGUAGACUGAGAUUUUCUGAAAAAGAAGAAACCACAAGCAGCUGAUGCACUUCAGGUUUAAAGUUACUGCCUUGCAUCAGUCAGUACGUUUACAUGCAAAUUAGUGAUCUCUAAACUUUACUGUGCAUGUGGCCACACUGACUCUGACUCCUCCUGUGAAGCAGACAUUUCCUGAGUCAUCAAACAUAAGUUGUGGUUGUAUUUUGUUGUGACUCUGUGUUGCUUGUCUUUGUUUUGCAUUGCCUCACUGCUGCGUUGCCCUGUUGCCUGGUUGCAGUGAAGAUCGGCCCUGCAGCAGUGGUCCUGUCUGGAUGUGGAAACUGCCUGGUGGUGAACAUCUCUCUGCCGCGGCCCAACAGCAGCCCCAGAUCGGGGAAUUUUUUCAGUACAUAUGACCCAUCAUUCAGAGUGCUGUGGAAAAAACGAGACGGCACACAGGUCAGAAAAACACUAAUACACCAUCCCACAGAACUUAAGAGACGAUGAGUUUUUGUUUCCUCUCUAAUGCCUCUCUAAAUUACUCUGUGUUCGUGUGCCACAUGAAUAUGCAAACACUGAGCUACAUGAUCAGACAAAUAAAUUGGCAUCUGGGUUAAUGUUUGAGCACUAUCUUCUGUUUCUGUCUGGUGAAAUCCUCUUCCCCCCUAACGUAUUGCUCUCUCUCUGCAAGGAUCCUUUCUGUUAUGCCGACAGACUCUGAGAAUAACAACCGGAGCCUGUCUGGGACAAAAACUACAGCUUUUACUUAGACACUUUGAGGAUCAUGUGGUAGACAGUACAGACUGCGUACGAUCGAUCUGCUUUCUUUUCCCCAAAAAUGCUCCAAUUAGCUGUGAAAGCAGUUAAAAACACCAGAAUUCCCCUUUAUUUUCAGAUAUUUGUGUUAAUUUAGGAUUUGAAAUGACAACUAUGUAGAGACAGACAAAUGUAGACUUCUUGUUUUUACAGAUCUUGAUUUUGUUUUUCUGCAGAAUUCGGUUGAAACUAAGAGUAGGAGUUAUAAUAUGUCCAACCUUGAGAAGGGGGUGGAGUACUGUGUUCAAGUGGAAACAGUUACACGGCUGAACCAGAACACACUGCCCUCCAAAUGGAGCUGCGCCUUCACCAGCAACCCUCAGCCCAGCACAGGUGAGCUCAGCAGUUACUAGAGCUAUAACUAUAAUGUAGGUCAUUACAGCACAACACACCAUGUCUGAUUCAGGGCUGACAGGAUACCAGACACUGUUAUCAUAGCUGUAAGAUACCACUAUAACAGUAUUAUCACUUUUUUUAUAGACAACUUCAAAAUAAAGCCACAUAAUCAGUCAAACUGAGAAAAGACAAGAAAGUCAUCAUUCAUUUCUAAUGUAUCUGCACCACUAACAUUGAGACUGAAACUUCUUUGGAGAAAAUAUUACCUCACAAAACUAUUAUUCUCAAGCUUUUAUUUUGGUAAUUUUUUUUCUGACUGGUAUUAGGUUGUUUUAUUCACUAUAAGAGAAUAUUAGGGCCACAUUAAGAAAACGAGAAUACUACUAUUACAAAUGAGAAUAAAGUCAUAGUAAAGAAAUUACUUGCGAAAAUAAAGUCGUAAUGCAAUCAUUAUGAUACUUAUGAUAAUGUGGUGCUGAUGUGCCUAAAGAUUAAGUAUCUCCUUAUUUGAGAAAUAUUAUAUAUCAUAUAGAAAUAUAUAUAUUAAAGUACAUUUUCGCAAAAUGCUCCAUGGCUCUCAUUUCAACAACUUUCAUCUUAAACAGCAGGUUAGAAUAUAAGGAUUUUGUUCUGACUUUGCCCUCGUAAGUAAUUACUUUACUACGACUUUAUUCUCAUAAGUAAGGAUUUAUUACAACUUUAUUCUUGUAUGUUAUUACUUUACUAGGACUUUAUUCUCUUAAGAAAUGAUUUUAUUACAACUUUAUUCUCGUAAAUCAAUGACUUUAAUUUGAAGUCUUCAAUUUUUUUUCUUAAUAUGGCCCUAAUACUCCACCGUAAUUCACUACAUGUUUUAACUAUGCUUUUAUUUUGAAAUAAGUGCUACUUCUGGUAGAUGAAAGUGUUUCCAAAAGUACUUCCAGGAGGUAUCUUUUAGGUGUUUUCAGGUGACUGAUAGCGGCAUGUUUUGUAGAAAAUUAUCACUGUAUUAAUUCCCUGAGGUCAACAGUGCCAUUCAAUGGUCAGGUUACACUGACAGCGCCCUCUGCUGAAUCAAACUACUUCAGAUGCUCUUUGUGGAAUGUGUAAAGACUAAAUGAACACCGUACAGUAUUGAAGACCACCAAUUAAUUGUUAUGUUCACAGAGGGAAUAAAUCAUCGCUACACAAUCAGACUGAUGUGUGUGUGUGUGUGUGUGUGUGUGUGUGUGUGUUUUCAGUCCCUGUGUUCGUAGGUGUAGGUGCUGCUCUGCUACUCCUUGUGGUGGGUGUAGCGAUGGUGGUUCUGUGGGGUCUUUAUCGCUCAGGGUAUCUAUGUAAACUGAAGGCUAAUCUUCCCAGAGCUCUGCAGGUAAGAAACACCGGAUUUCAUCUUCAUAUUAAUCUGUCGGCUCAGUUUUUACUUCCUGCUGUUUACCUCCUGUCCUCUCUUCUGAGAUACAAACAUACUGUAGCAAGUAUGUUGGACCAAUGUGAGAUACAGUGAAGCUGAGACUUAGGGGAGACAGAUGCAGUGAAACUAGAACUGUGGACUCUACAGGCCAAAGUUUAAGAGAGGGGAAGGAGAGAUUUUAGAGUGAAGUAAUGAACCUCAACGAAUUACGUCCUGUGAGUGAUCAUGUGACCUGUGUAUAACUCUCAUCCUCCUCCUUCUCUUCCUCUGCAGGCGGGUCUGAACCAAGGAUACACCCUGACCCCAGAGGACCUCGUCUUCAAUAACAUCUCCUUCAGCUCCCAGAAACUCAGCAGGCCACCAGCACCACCACCCACAGCCAGGAAGGAGGAGGAGAAGGAGGAAGAGGAGGAGGAGGAAGAAGCAGAAGAGGAGGAGGAGGAGGAGGAGGAUAAAGAGUACUUGGGCAGAGAAGCAGGAGCAGAGUUUCCUCCAACUGAUGGAUCCUGCCCACACUCUGUCUCAGAGGGUUCUGGGACACUCACAGCGGACAAGGAGAGAGAGGACAGAGCCUCUCAGGCGGGACAUGAUCAGGAUGAAAAGGAGGACGGGGAGGCUCCUGUCAGAUCUGAAGGUGGGAAAACUGAACAAAAGGAUUAUGUGACCAAAGAGAGGGCAGAGACGAAGGAGGAGAAGGAGGAGAAGGAGGUGGAGGAGGAGGAGAAGGAUAUGGGGAGGGAGGAGGAGUGUAACAGCUCAGGUAACAUCAACCUCUUCUCAGUAAAACUCACUGCACUCGCUGUGAGUGAGGAAGAGGAAGAGGAGGAGGAGGAGGAGGAGGAGGACAUGACAGACUCCCUCACACAUCUGCUGGAUCACACACACACAAAGUCAGCUGUCACACACCUGACUGAGACACACACACUCAGUUCCUACCACGAGGAGGAUGGGGAGGAAGAAGAAGAAGACGAGGAAGAGGAGGAGGAGGAGGAGGAAGAGUUUUCCGGGUACAUGAGACACUCGUGACAUUGACCCUCCUCUGUGUUGAAAUGUUCAAGUGUAAAUAAAGCUUUGAAUUUAUUUUUGUAUUUAAAGAGGCACACCAGUAUCUUUUAUAAUGUUUACAUGACCAACAAGCAAAUCUCCUACAGCCUGUAGGUCCUUGAAGGCAGCACAGCUGCAUCAUAAGACUGACUAUGGGAGCCUGUGAGGUCCAAACUGAAACAAAUAGUGAUGUGGAUUUGCUUGAUACAAAUAAAGAGGUAAUCCUUGUGAAUCUCAGAGGUCACAGGUGUGAAUGUUUUCCUGAGGUGUAUUCCCCCUGUCAGGAGGCUCUAUAAACACACUCAGGUUCAGAGUGAUACCUUUUCUCAUUUGCAGAGGUCGUAUUUUAAAGAUCUGUGUCAAUAUGCUAUCAUUCAGACAAUGGCAUGUUGACAUAACCAGCAUCAUAUCUGCAUCAGUCCUCACAAGGCUGAUAUCCCUAUUCCUGAAAAAUGCAUUUUCAUCAUAACCUAUCGACAGCAUAUUGAAUGUUUUCCAGAGCCUAAUAUUAAGCUUUCCACAUGUCUUUGAUUGAAUUUUCCCUCCGGUUCAGUAAUUUAGCUGUGUAAUUAAAUUGUUGCUUUUUGUUAAAUGCAAAAAAAGAGAAAAAAUAAUGAUAAAAAUUUACAAAUUAGUAUCACCAUAGGCCAGAAAAAAGCCCAAAUAGGUCGAUCACUAAUACACACUCAUUCACAAGGAGCAGAAGCAGAAAUAAAUGUGUUGACAGCCCGGUAAAAAAAUAAACAUUUUGGUCCAAA